This is a messenger RNA of Plasmodium yoelii, 624 nucleotides long. RefSeq names its product ras-related protein Rab-6, putative. The coding region runs from base 1 to 624 and encodes 207 amino acids. The transcript has 4 exons. NCBI's taxonomy places the organism in Eukaryota, Apicomplexa, Aconoidasida, Haemosporida, Plasmodiidae. The record is from RefSeq and is a predicted model, not a curated record. Gene Ontology annotation, molecular function: GTPase activity; GTP binding.
AUGGACGAAUUUCAAAAUUCCGGACUCAAUAAGUACAAGCUUGUUUUUUUGGGAGAACAAGCGGUUGGAAAAACAUCCAUAAUUACAAGGUUCAUGUAUGACACAUUUGACAAUAAUUAUCAAUCUACAAUAGGUAUCGAUUUUUUGAGCAAAACGUUGUAUCUGGAUGAAGGGCCAGUAAGACUUCAACUUUGGGAUACAGCCGGGCAAGAAAGAUUCAGAAGUUUAAUACCAAGUUAUAUUAGAGAUUCUGCUGCUGCUAUUGUUGUAUAUGAUAUUACAAAUAGACAAUCAUUUGAGAAUACAACAAAAUGGAUACAAGAUAUUUUAAAUGAAAGAGGAAAAGAUGUUAUAAUUGUUUUAGUUGGAAAUAAAACCGAUUUGGCUGAUCUUAGAAAAGUUACAUAUGAAGAAGGUAUGCAAAAAGCACAAGAAUAUAAUACUAUGUUUCACGAAACAAGUGCUAAAGCUGGUCAUAACAUAAAAGUCUUAUUUAAAAAAAUUGCAGCAAAAUUACCAAAUCUUGAAAAUAAUAAUAACCAUGAAGCUAAUGUUGUUGAUAUACAACUAACUAAUGAUAUGAAUAAUAAUGAAAAAAAUAUCCUAAGUAAAUGUUUGUGUUAA